Heterobilharzia americana is the source of this 2683-nucleotide messenger RNA. NCBI's taxonomy places the organism in Eukaryota, Metazoa, Platyhelminthes, Trematoda, Strigeidida, Schistosomatidae. The record is from the annotation of a GenBank genome assembly.
AUGAGGAUGAAUAACAUGAAGCCAUUAGCGAAAUGCGCUCGACUUCUUGGAUUUGAUGAAAAGGAGGAUAUUUCUUGUGUCAACAAUGCCAAAAACACUAUAGUUAAAUCUUUACGUGCACGUUUGACUGAGGAUUAUGGCGUUGAAAAACAGAUAGUCGACCAGAUUUUACCAAAGAAAGAUGUUGUGAAACAUGUUAAAUGCCAUGAGCAUGUAGAUUUGUACGCAGACUCAGACGGAGAAAUCUUGUUUUUCCGACAGAGAGAAGGUCCGUUUAUUCCUUCUCUAAAGUUGCUUCAUAAAUAUCCUUUCAUCCUGCCUCAUCUGCAAGUUGACAGAGGGGCUAUCAAGCAUGUUUUGAACGGUUCAAAUAUUAUGUGUCCUGGUUUGACAUCUCCUGGCGCUCGAAUGUCGCAGGUUCCCAAGGAAUCCAUUGUUGCUAUAAUGGCAGAAGGCAAAAAAAAUGCCCUUGCAGUUGGCAUUACUUUACUGUCUACUGACGAAAUCCUAACAAUCAACAAGGGUAUUGGGGUUGAAAAUAUCCACUACUUAAAUGACGGAUUAUGGCGUCUCAAAGCAGUACGCUCAUUAUCUGGAGUUAUUUACAAGCUUCAUUUCCGAAAGUACAAAAGAAGAACAUAUCUCUUAGUAGCGUCUUGUUUCCUGUUUGUGGUUCUUUACCUGAGUACAAGUUAUAUAAAUGUGUACAAUGAUUUGGUAACAAAUGUGUCUGGUUGGAGAUGGGGCCCAUCUGACAGUUAUGUCUGUCCGUUAUGGGAUCAUUCUGAAGAGAAUCCAGCUGUACAUCGUUUGGCAAUUUUAGUACCGUUCAGAGAUCGUUUUACUGAACUUCAGGAAUUUAUACCUCAUUUGGAAAGUUUUUUAAAUAAUCAAAAGGUACGCCAUACAUUUUUCAUCAUUAAUCAAGUGGAUGAUCUUCGAUUUAACAGAGGUGCAUUGCUAAAUGUAGGAGCACUUGAAUCUCUUCAAUCUGAAGUAAAUGGAGUUAUUGUUGAAAGUAUCGUUGAAAAGAAUUCAGUAUAUCAGUCUUCUUCCCGGUGUUUAAAGCUUCCGUACACAAAUUAUUUAGCUUUACAUGAUGUUGACCUCUUACCAAUGGAUCCAGAAUUGAAAUACAACAUGCCACCAGAGUAUGGACCAGUUCAUCUAAUUCCAUCUUAUCUUCAUCCACGUUAUCACUUCUUUGAACAAUAUGCUGGUGGUGUGUUAAUUAUCAGAAGAAGCCAUUACAGUUUAGUUGGUGGAAUGUCAAAUUCAUUUUGGGGGUGGGGUCGAGAAGAUGAUGAAUUUCGUAUACGACUAAAGUUAAAACAACUGAAGGUUUCAACUCCAACUAAUGUGACUAUGGGAUUCAAAGCUUUUCGUCAUAUCCACCAAGAAAAUCAGCAUAAACGAGACUCUAAAACGUAUUAUAGUGCUGAUGUUAUCAGGUUAAUUCGUAAUCCCAUCGGUGGUCUGACUACACUAAAUUAUACAGUUGUAAGUAGGCGUCUAUUAACAAUCAGUGGUAUACCAGCUCUUCUAAUCAAUGUAAAGUUGUCCUGUGAUUCAAAACAUUUUUCUUCACAUCGUUACUUCGGCUAUAAUUUCGACAUGCAAAUGUUUCUCAGUGAAAUGAUGCUAAUGAAUGAGGAGUUUGCUUGGAUUUAUUCACUUUGUCAUAUGUUUGAUUCAGCAUGGACAAAGUCAUCGACAGCUUUACGUUGCGAAGUUCUACCUGGUGAUUUGUGCAAAACACCAAGACAUCAACCUAGUGAUUUAACAGUUACAAUAACCGGACUGGAUACAGGUUUAGGAGUUUUCAUCAUUGGUGGAACUAAAUAUGUUAAUGCCCACCACUAUCCUGAUGUAGAGAAAAUAAUGAAAAUCGCUUUGAAUAAGUAUUAUAAGGCAGUAGGAGGAAAUACAGAAGCAACAACAGCCUGGAAAGAUAGUAAAGAAGGUAUUGCAAAUGUUUCCCAAAACCAACCAAGCUUAGCUGAUAUGACAGAAGCUGCUAUUAAAAUACUAUCUCGCAAUCCGAAAGGAUUUCUUCUAUUGGUGGAAGGAGGCAGAAUCGAUCACGGUCAUCAUGUUAGUCAAGCACAAUAUGCCUUAACUGAGACACUGGAGAUGGAAAAAGCAAUUGAAAAGGCGUCAAAACUUGUAUCCGAAAGUGACACCCUAUUGAUGGUUACAGCUGACCAUUCUCAUGUCUAUGGAGUGAUUGGUUUUCCAACAAGAAACACAAGUAUAUUCGACGUAGACGACACAUUAAAAGCAGACGAUGGUAAAUCUUUUCUGGUAUCAUCUUAUUUCCAUGGACCAAGAGGUUUGAUAAAUGAAUCUCGAUCAGAUCCUUCAACAGAAGAUAGAAUUGCAACCAGCUACCAAGCCCAGUCAUUUUUCCCUCUCAAACAUGCUACUCAUAGCGCUGAAGAUGUUCCGAUUUAUGCAAAAGGUCCAUUCAGUGAGUUGUUUCAUGCAUCUUGUGACAACACAUUCGUCGCACAUGCAACCAUGUAUUCUUUGUGUGUCGGAACUUACGCUAAUGAAGCACACUGUCACCGUGAGCACAAUGGAUCAAACCGCAUCUUAUUUCAACUGAAGUACUACAUAAUACUUCUUGGCUAUCUACUGUACAAUAUUCUCAGUUAACACAAAAAUGUUUGACAGUUUCUUC